AUGAAUCUGAAUUAUGUAUAUGUUCGUAUUUGGAAUAGGAAUACUUUAUCAAGAUACACAGACCCUCUCUACGAAAAUGACCCUUUGUCACAUCAAAAUUAUAUUAGAUUAUCACAACUUGACAAGCCUGGGGAAUUUUUACCAUCAUUUAAUUGGACUAAUUAUUUACGUUCAAUAUUAUCUCCAAUAAAUUAUAAAAUAAAUUGGAGAACAGAAAUUUAUGUUUCUGAAGUUGGAUUAUUACAAAGAUUAGCUAAAACUAUAGAAAAAUUAACAGAUCAACAAAUUGCUGAUUACUUAGGUCCUUUCAUUAAUAUUUAA
Molecule: messenger RNA, 321 nt
Organism: Meloidogyne enterolobii
Lineage: Eukaryota; Metazoa; Nematoda; Chromadorea; Rhabditida; Meloidogynidae
Source: the annotation of a GenBank genome assembly